This is a messenger RNA of Phalacrocorax carbo (great cormorant), 2693 nucleotides long. The record is from RefSeq and is a predicted model, not a curated record. Lineage: Eukaryota; Metazoa; Chordata; Aves; Suliformes; Phalacrocoracidae.
CGCUGCUGGCUGCCGCCCGGGCUCGCCUUGAGGAGGAGCGGACGGGGGCCAUGUCGGCGGCGGGCGGUGCCCGGGAGGGCGUCAGGGAGGGCUCGGGGGCCGCGGCUGGUGGUGGCCGUGGUCUCCUCAACCGCUUCGUGCAGCUGCCGGGCAGGCCGCGCUCGGCGGGCCAUAGAUGUCCGCCAGCAAGAAGUGGCCAUCGUUGCGUGGCAGAUAAUGCCAACUUGUAUGUGUUUGGAGGCUACAAUCCUGACUAUGAUGAGUCCGGUGGGCCAGAGAAUGAAGACUACCCGCUCUUCAGGGAACUCUGGCGAUACAACUUUGCUACAGACACCUGGCAUCAAAUAGGCACUGAAGGCUACAUGCCCAGGGAACUAGCCUCCAUGUCACUUGUACUGCAUGGCAACAACCUGCUUGUGUUUGGGGGCACCGGGAUCCCCUUUGGGGAGAGCAAUGGCAACGACGUCCACGUCUGCAAUGUCAAGUACAAACGAUGGGCUCUGCUCAGCUGCCGAGGAAAGAAACCCAAUCGAAUCUAUGGCCAGGCCAUGGCCAUCAUCAAUGGUUGUCUCUAUGUAUUUGGAGGAACGACUGGUUACAUUUACAGUACCGACCUACAUAAGCUAGACCUCAACACUAGAGAGUGGAUCCAGCUGAAACCAAACAACAUGUCCUGUGACAUGCCAGAGGAGAGGUACAGACAUGAAAUUGCACAUGAUGGUCAACGGAUUUAUAUCUUGGGAGGUGGAACUUCCUGGACAGCUUAUUCCUUAGAUAAGAUCCACGCAUACAACCUUGAAACCAACACCUGGGAGGAAAUUGCUACAAAACCUCAUGAAAAAAUUGGCUUCCCAGCAGCCAGAAGAUGCCAUAGUUGCGUUCAGAUAAAAAAUGAUGUGUUCAUUUGUGGAGGCUAUAACGGAGAAGUGAUUCUGGGAGAUGUUUGGAAGCUGAAUCUGCAAACUUUCCAGUGGGUCAAGCUCCCAGUUGCCAUGCCGGAGCCAGUGUAUUUUCACUGUGCUGCUGUCACACCAGCUGGCUGCAUGUAUGUUCACGGAGGGGUGGUCAACAUCCACGAAAACAAACGGACUGGCUCUCUGUUUAAAAUGUGGCUGGUGGUACCCAGCCUGCUGGAACUGUCGUGGGAGAAGCUCCUGGAAUAUUUCCCUCAUCUAGCAACUCUCUCCAGAUCUCAGCUUUUGCACCUUGGACUGACGCAGGGACUUGUUGAGCGGCUAAAAUGAGAACAUUUCAUGCUUCUGUCCAAGACACACUACAUUUAAGAAGCCCCCUCCUGCCCCCUAUUUAUGGAUACUGUGGAUGGUCUUGCUAGGAACAUGGAGGAACCCGCUCAACGCCUUACUCAGCAAAUACAUCGAUGCCUUUGUAGAAAUUUUUACUUUAAGUUGUUGAAAAUCCACUUUUUAUUUAUGGAUCUCUAAAUUACACCGUUAAUCAAAAAUACUCUCUGGGACUAAUCCAUAACAUCCAACCAUCAAACUGUCAUUGGAACAUGCUUGCAGCUUAACUGGGGAGGGCGGGGAGCUUAGUGAAUGUCUGAGCCCACCCUUACACGUGGCGCAUUCAACUUCCUAUUUUCCCAAGGUGUAUCUAACAGAGGGCCUUCAAUGCAGAACGACAGCUGACCUCUUCUUUUGCUUUGGAUGACGCUCAUCCCCCCCCCCCAACGCCCAGCUGAGCUCUCCCGCUAUAAAACCAAGAAUUCCUGCCGCUUGAAGGCUUUGCAUGUGCUUCGUGGACAUGUUCCCAUCUCUUUGAGCUUCAGAAGACGGCUGGAACGUCGCACGGGGCAGGGAGCAAAGCUUUGCCUGUGCAGCUUUUCCGGUGCAGUGUGUGGUGAUAUGAAACCCCCCGUGUCUGUUCCUCACCUUUUCAUAUUGAAAGGUUUGCUUGGAAGACUGGUUAAAACUUGCCACUUAACAGACUACUGUGUAGUUUACUUGGGGUGGUGAGGGGAGGGAAAAGGUUUUGCUGACUCUUUUUUUUUAACCCUUUCUGCUCACAUUGCCCUCUGAACGAGCCAACAGCAAAAAACCUCACCCUGUAGAUUUCAGAGCUGUCUUUUAACCUGCAGCAUGACGUACCCAGUGCUUGGGUGUGAGCUGCCCACGCUAACGCAGUCCUGGUUAUGAGCAUCUGACUCUAAUGUGUACCCGUAAGCUUUUUGUUUUCCUUCCUUCCACACAUCACGGGUUGGCCUUUUUCUAGUUAGCUUCGUGUUCCUCUGCUGUGCGUGGUUUUAAUGCGGCUCCUUGGAAACUCCUGGAUCGCUCAUCCAGGAAACACAGCAUCAAAUAAAGGGGAGAGGGAACCUCACUCCUCCUUGCUGUGAGUAGUGGUCGUCUCUGCACAGGCGGGAGAUGGAGGGAUGUCUGUCUGUCUCUUGCCUUGCUGUGCUUCAUAUACUGUGAAAUUUGCUUUAGAGACCAUGUGUAAGCAGCCAUCAAACUCUGAGCAGCACCACUUGGCUGGCAUCAGGUUUUGCAAAAUCCUUUUCAUUCGAAGACCAUUUUUAAGUGCCUUUUGUUUGUUUUUUUAAAUCUGCUUUUCUUAGUACCCUCCCCUUCCAUAAUCAAAGGCAAGGGUUAGACUCUGGGGUUUUAGUUUCUUUUUAAGAUAUUGCUUUUAUGUUUAAAUAAACAAUAGCAUUGUCUUCAUGUUGUGAAUCUGAA